Lingula anatina is the source of this 1003-nucleotide messenger RNA. RefSeq lists its product as uncharacterized. NCBI's taxonomy places the organism in Eukaryota, Metazoa, Brachiopoda, Lingulata, Lingulida, Lingulidae. The record is from RefSeq and is a predicted model, not a curated record.
ACCAACCUGAUGUCACGGACUGAUUUCUGUGAGGGAGUUUGUAGCCAGGAAAAAUAUUAGGAAAGUUACAUUGCGUCCAACUCUUGAAACAAGAUGGUUGUGAUCAUGUGGAAAAGAACAUGUCGCAGCGAGCAGGUGUCCCGUGCCGCACACGUUCUCUUGUUUAGCGCAACGCUGUGCACGGCCUUAGGUUCCUCUGCCGCCAGGCUGCUGCAAAAAACAGACGACACAUUUCCCGGUUACCGUCCAAGACAAGCGGCACCCAAACAUUUGCAGACGAACCAAAGACUUUCAAAUCUUCCAAUUGAAUUUCAACCGAUGUUGACGGAAACUCGACAAAGAUAUCUCUCGACAACGAGUUUUCCACUUUUCUUCCCUGCCCGCCAAGUUACUGAUCGUGAGAAAGAAGAAAUCCAUUUAAAACCAAACGCUUUGCGCAGGUCACAUGGUUUUGAUGGUUCUCUCCCUCCUCCAGGGAGGGGCAUUGCUCAUAUACAGACAAUUCUAGGACGCUUACCGGGAAAAGAAAAACCAUUGAAACAGUUAACGAGAAAUUUGAACUUCGAAGAUGCAAUUUCUAAUUUGAGAGACGCUGAUGAGAGCAAAUUUACAGACACAUUUCGAUCCAAAAUGCUGCGCUUACUGCGAGGAAUGAGGCACGUGAAGCCUGACAAACGCCAAGGCGGCACUGGGCCCCCGAUGUACCCCCCGGGAUGGUGACAACACCCCACGGGACAGGGGUGAAAUCUUUGAUCAGAACUCAAAAUGCUCAAUAUUGAAGUUACACAAUAGACAAAGAAGUAUUGAAAUAUAGCGAGUUUUGCGAUUUUUACUAGCAUUGUGGUUUUAAUCUGUCUUGUUUAGUGAAUGGAUCGGAAUGCAUUAUCUUUCACAGAUUUUCUUCACAUUUUCAUUUUCUUUUAGCACGAUUUAAAAACUGCGUUUCUCGAAAAAAAAGCAUCAAAUUUAACAUCGUACGUGAAGGUUAACGAUGAAGCGGAUU